Messenger RNA from Lodderomyces theae, 2220 nucleotides. RefSeq names its product dolichyl-diphosphooligosaccharide--protein glycosyltransferase subunit (gene STT3). Gene Ontology annotation, molecular function: dolichyl-diphosphooligosaccharide-protein glycotransferase activity. Bases 1 to 2220 code for a protein of 739 amino acids. Gene Ontology annotation, cellular component: membrane. Lineage: Eukaryota; Fungi; Ascomycota; Pichiomycetes; Serinales; Debaryomycetaceae. Gene Ontology annotation, biological process: post-translational protein modification. The record is from RefSeq and is a predicted model, not a curated record. The transcript has a single exon.
AUGGUGACAGCUACUCAUCAGACCAUGAAAGCACAUCCGGCCCAAUUAAAAGUGUUGGGCGUUGAUGUUGAACUAAUAAGAUCAUUGCUCAAAGUGAUCAUUUUGAUAUCAAUUGCUGGGGCCGCCAUUUCAUCACGGUUAUUUUCAGUAAUUAGAUUCGAAUCUAUUAUCCACGAGUUUGACCCAUGGUUCAAUUUCAGAGCUACAAAGUACUUGGUGACGCACUCUUUUUAUGAAUUCUUGAAUUGGUUUGACGACAGAACGUGGUACCCAUUGGGAAGAGUAACUGGGGGUACGCUAUAUCCUGGAUUGAUGGUGACUUCAGGUGCAAUUUGGCACGUGUUGAGAGAAUGGUUGAGCUUACCCGUUGAUAUUAGAAACAUUUGUGUUAUGUUGGCCCCUGUUUUCAGUGGGUUGACGGCAAUUGCUACCUACUUUUUGACCAAGGAGAUGAAGGAUUCGAAUGCGGGUUUGCUUGCUGCAAUUUUCAUGGGAAUUGCCCCUGGUUACAUUUCUAGGUCGGUUGCUGGGUCAUAUGAUAAUGAAGCUAUUGCAAUUACGUUAUUGAUGGCAACAUUUUACUUUUGGAUCAAGUCGAUGAAGUUGGGAUCGGUUUUCUAUGCCACAUUAACUGCAUUAUUUUAUUUUUACAUGGUUAGUGCAUGGGGUGGGUACGUGUUUAUUACAAACUUGAUUCCAUUGCAUGUAUUUGUUUUGUUGUUGAUGGGAAGAUACAAUCCCAAGUUGUAUACCGCGUACACCACAUGGUAUGCAUUGGGGACAUUGGCAAGUAUGCAGAUUCCCUUUGUGGGAUUCUUGCCAAUUAGAUCAAAUGACCAUAUGGCUGCGUUGGGUGUCUUUGGAUUGUUGCAAUUGGUUGCUUUUGGAGACUAUGUUAAAUCCAAAGUCCCUUCAAAACAAUUUAAAUCAUUUUUGAUUGUUUCUGCUUCAUUGGUAUUUGUGUUGGGAGUCGGUGCAUUGUUUGGAUUAACGGCCAUGGGAUGGAUUGCUCCUUGGACCGGUAGAUUUUACUCACUUUGGGAUACAAAUUAUGCAAAGAUCCACAUUCCUAUUAUUGCGUCAGUUUCAGAACAUCAACCAACUGCAUGGCCAGCGUUCUUUUUCGACACGUCAAUGUUGAUUUGGUUGUUUCCAGCUGGAAUCUACUUGUGUUUCCAGGAAUUGAGGGAUGAACACGUGUUUGUCAUCAUUUACAGUGUCUUGUGUUCCUAUUUCGCUGGUGUCAUGGUUCGUUUAAUGUUGACUUUGACGCCAGUCAUUUGUAUUGCUGGUGCCAUUGCAUUGUCCAAGUUGUUUGACAUUUACUUGAAUGUUGUUGAUAUCUUUGCGGAAAAAAGCGGACAAAAGACAAGCAAAAAGUUGCCCAUUGCUGCAUUGGUGUCGAAAUUGAUUGUGUUGUUGUCAUUUGCAUUUUACUUGUUCUACUUUGUUUUGCAUUGUACAUGGGUAACCUCAAAUGCCUACUCAUCGCCAUCAGUCGUGCUUGCUUCUAAAGCUCCCGACGGAUCCCAAAUCAUUAUCGAUGAUUAUAGAGAAGCUUACUAUUGGUUGAGAAUGAAUACUCCUGAGGACGCAAAGAUUAUGUCGUGGUGGGAUUACGGAUACCAAAUUGGAGGUAUGGCAGAUAGAACAACUUUGGUUGAUAACAACACGUGGAACAAUACUCAUAUCGCCACCGUUGGAAAAGCAAUGUCCUCACCCGAAGAUGUAUCGUACGAAAUUUUGAGACAGCACGAUGUCGAUUAUGUUCUUGUUAUUUUUGGAGGUGUGAUUGGGUAUUCUGGAGAUGACAUUAACAAGUUUCUCUGGAUGGUGAGAAUAGCCGAAGGUAUCUGGCCAGACGAGAUCAAGGAGAGAGACUACUUUACCGAAAGAGGAGAAUACAGAGUUGACAAGGCUGCAUCAAAAACCAUGAAGAACUCAUUGAUGUACAAGUUAUCGUACUAUAGAUUUGCUGAAUUAUACGGUGGACGUGAUGGAGCCGACAGAGUCAGAAAUCAACAGAUCCCUGCUGAUGAACCACCCGAGUUACAUGUUGUUGAAGAAGCGUUCACUUCGCAAAACUGGAUUGUUCGAAUUUACAAAGUUAAAGACUUGGACAAUGUAGGUAGGGACUUGAACCAAGCUACCAAAUUCGACAAUGCCAAGGGAAAGAAAAACAGGUUGGUAAAGAGACCAAACUUGGAUAUUAGAGAGUAG